AAUUUGAUGCGUUGCGGACGAUUUAUAUGUGCGUCUUACAUAUUACAUAUUUCUUAAUUUCUCCUUUUUCUUUGCCACGAUUAAACGGGUUUCACUGGGCAUUCCGUAGGGCUUUGAUAUUGGAUGAUUCAUACCCUUAGCUCUCCACCCAAAGAUCCUUCUGGCGUCGUAAUGAGUUGCGUUCUCCCUGUCACCGCCGCAUCUGUCUCGUCCCUGUCUCCGCUCUCCGUGAGGCUGUGGCGGAGUUAGAUGAGCCGCUGUUGAUAGCUGGCUGCCCGGCACUUGUAUAUAACCCGAGGCCGUCACCAUGUUCUUCUCUCGCUGUUGGCAAGAUAAAUCAUAAACACAUUUGUACACUCUACAUACAUCAUUAUCAUUGCUGUGCGGCUUAACGGCUCGCCCUUUUAUAAGAUCAGGGUUACCAUCUGUGUGUUCUCGCUGCUGGUUCUUUGACAAUUAACCUCGCACUUUAAGUGCUCGAUCGAGUCCCCUCAGCACUUUCUGUUUGUCGCCGGCGUGCGAGUAAAGAUCGAAUAUGGCGUACUUGGCGUAUAAAUGGUACAAGAACAGGAAGAAUAAACUGCCUGUCGAGUCGAGCGAGCCGGACACCAGCGAGCCCAGUUAUCCCACUGAGCCAAGCAAGCUCUACGAACCCACCAAGCCCACCAAAGCCAGCAAACCAACCAAGUCCGAGAAAAAGCGUGAUUGCAUCCACCGUCGCGGUGUCAGCCAGAUCUCAGAGUCGGCGAUGGAGCUCACAGCCCACCCCGACGGCGCGCCAGAAGUCCACGAAAAGACGGACUUGGUCGAUAACUCAUCUCCCUGUGCGGAGUGCAAGGAGGCCAAACGAGCCGCGAGGAUAUACCGGUGGCGCAUUAUAUCAGGUCUUUUCGUGCCCUUCCUAGUCCAGUCUCUCGAUGUCACAAUCAUCGCCGGCGCACUUCCCUUCAUAGCAUCUGAUUUCAAUCAACUCGCGCAACUCAACUGGAUCGUCUCAGCCUUCAACCUCACCUCCGCUUGCUUCAUCCCCUCCUGGGGCCAACUCGCCGACGUCUUCGGCCGCUACUACGCCAUGCAAUUUUCCCUCAUCUUCAUGGUCAUCGGCAGCGUGCUCUGCGCCGCCGCGCCGGUGACCUCCUUCCCCAUGCUGCUCGUCGGGCGCGCACUCCAGGGCAUUGGCUGUGCGGGCAUGCUCAUCAACACCAAGGUCAUCUUAGCAGACAAAGUGACGCUAGAAGAGAACGCCAAAAACAAUACUAUCUUCACGAUCGUCGGGGGCGUAGGAUACGGCAUCGGGCCCGUGGUAGGGGGAUACCUGACGCAAGUCAGCUGGAGAUGGUGUUUCAUCAUUAAUAUUCCCUUGGGACUCAUUGGGAUGGUUCUCGUGCAUUUCGUGCUGCGGCCUGAGCUCCUCGGCCCGCAGGAGAUAAAGCGGGUUGACGGAGUGACAGACGUCAAUAUCGAGCAGACCUUCAAAGCGCGACUCCUCACCAUCGACUAUGGCGGGCAGAUCCUGUUCCUCUUCGGACUUGGGCUUCUCGUCCUGGCGCUCACAUGGGCUGGGUCUUCCUACGCCUGGAACUCCGUCCAAAUCCUCGCCCCACUCAUCAUCGGUGUCGCACUCCUUGCCGCCUUCAUCGUCUGGGAAUAUCUCAUGCUCCCCGGUCACUUCCUGUCGCGGCGCAACCCGACUCGGAAGGCCAUGCUCCCCUUCAAGCUUCUCGUUGCACGCAACGUCAGCAUCCUGAUGUACAUCUCCUUCCUAACCGGCAUGGCCAUGUACGCCGUCUUCUACUUCGUGGAUCUCUAUUUCGCGCUGGUGCACGGCAAGGACUCGGGCGAGUCUGGGGUGAACCUUCUGUACUAUCUCCCCGGCCUCGCCGCGGGUUCAUACAUGGCCAUGUUCGCGUGUAACGUGUGGCCGCUGCAGACGUUCGCCACGCUCUUCCUUGGCGUUGUGCUUGAGCCGCUUGGGCUCACGCUCAUAGCUCUCGCGCUCGACAAGGAGGGCAUGCCGUUCAUCAUCGGUAUGCUGGUGCUGACGGGUGUGGGAACCGGGGUGCGCUUCAUGCCUGGGACGCUGCAUGGUAUCGGGUACUACCCGCGCCAGAUUGCGUCGAUAGUGAGUUUGAUGUCGUUGAUGGUCUCGUUGGGUGGCACGAUCGCGACGACGCUGAUGUUGAAUAUCUUCAACAACACGCUGAGUCAGGGGGGUAUCAAUUUUAGCUCUGCGGGGUCGAGUAGUUUCGAUGCGAUUGCGGGGCUGGGCCCGGUGGAGCAGGAGUAUAUAAGGGGUAAGGCGAAGAGGGGGAUUGUGCUUGCGUUUUAUGCGUUGAGUAGUUUUGGGUGGCUGGGAUUGAUUUUCACGCUGGCGCUGGGGAAUGUGACGAUUGGGAAGAAGGGGAAGGCGGAUAAGGUUGUUAAGGGGAGUUAUUUGGGGAGUUUGUUUAGGGGGGAGAAGCCGAGCGAGGUGGAGUAGGAGUAUAAAAGAAGGGGUAGAUGGGCGAGGGUUUACUAGACAUAUAUUUCUGCUUUGUUAUAUAAUUUAAUUUUUGGGUUCGAUGAGAACUAGGAAGGUCAUACUCGGAAGAUUUCAAACAGUUGCAUCUAGUCGGAAUUAGACCUCUGGAACUAAUCAACAAAACUCACAGAUUCACAC
Pseudogymnoascus verrucosus is the source of this 2659-nucleotide messenger RNA. RefSeq lists its product as uncharacterized. Gene Ontology annotation, biological process: transmembrane transport; basic amino acid transport. The transcript is spliced from 2 exons. Lineage: Eukaryota; Fungi; Ascomycota; Leotiomycetes; Thelebolales; Thelebolaceae. The coding region runs from base 536 to 2479 and encodes 647 amino acids. Gene Ontology annotation, cellular component: fungal-type vacuole membrane. Gene Ontology annotation, molecular function: basic amino acid transmembrane transporter activity. The record is from RefSeq and is a predicted model, not a curated record.